AUGAACAAGACUUUGUUCUUGCGUAUUGUGCAUAGACUCUCCCAAGAAGUUGAGUAUUUCCAACCAAGAGAAGAUGCAGCAAUUCGACAAUUGGUGUAUGGUGGUGGGGCUGAUACCGUUGACGAAUAUGUCCGACUAGGUGAAACAACAGCUAGAAUAUGUUUGCACCAUUUUACCGCCGGAAUCAUCCAACUUUUUGGCGAUGAAUACCUAAGACGUCCCACACCGGAGGAUCUGCAAAGACUACUAUAUACUGGAGAACAACGUGGAUUCCCAGGGAUGGUUGGAAGCAUCGAUUGUAUGCAUUGGGAGUGGAAUAAUUGCCCAGCAUCUUGGAAAGGAAUGUAUUCACGAGGAACCGGAAAACCAACAAUUGUGUUGGAGGCGGUAGCUUCAUACAACCUCUGGAUAUGGCACGCUUUUUUUGGAGCUCCACGUACUAUGAAUGAUCUUAACAUUCUUGAUCGAUCACCUGUUUUUGAUGACAUUAUUAACGGAGUAGCGCCACAAGUAAACUUCUAUGUAAAUGGUAACCCGUACCAUUUGGCAUAUUAUCUCACGGAUGACAUUUAUCCGAACUGGGCGACUUUUAUUCAGUCUAUCCGACUCCCACAGAGUGACAAGCAUUCAUUAUUUGCUAAAACCCAAGAAGCUGUGCGAAAGGAUGUGGAGCGUGCCUUUGGAGUGCUGCAAGCUAGGUUUGCGGUCGUAAGAAACCCCUCUAAUUUAUGGGAUAAGGACAAAAUUGGGAAUAUUAUGAGAGCAUGUAUCGUCCUCCAUAAUAUGAUUGUUGAGGAUGAACGAUCAUCAGCCACUCAGUAUGCGGUCGAUGAAUUUCAAGAAAGAGAAGAGGUGGAUACAUUUUCCGUCAAUAUGGCUUCAAAUCUCGGCAAUUCGAUUGAUCACCGAACAAGCUUUCGGAAUAGACAAGCCCAUCACAAUUUAAAAAACGAUUUGAUUGAAAUCAUAUGGACUAAAUUUGGACAUCUUCCAAAUAACAUAUAA
Molecule: messenger RNA, 1005 nt
Organism: Brassica rapa (field mustard)
Lineage: Eukaryota; Viridiplantae; Streptophyta; Magnoliopsida; Brassicales; Brassicaceae
Source: RefSeq, a predicted model, not a curated record